Molecule: messenger RNA, 1509 nt
Organism: Cannabis sativa
Lineage: Eukaryota; Viridiplantae; Streptophyta; Magnoliopsida; Rosales; Cannabaceae
Exons: 2
Coding region: 213-1325 (370 amino acids)
Molecular function (GO): protein binding
Source: RefSeq, a predicted model, not a curated record
CCAGUAGAAAAUAGUGCUCAAUGUAAAUUGUAAGAAGAAAACAUAAUAUUUGAGUUAUAGCGGAAAAAGAUACAAAAUUGCUUUAUUUCAAAAAAUAAAUAAAUUGGGCUUGGCUUCAAUUUACAAGUAUUUAAGACAUUCAUUCAUAUUAUUCCAUACCGGUGUAAACAUAAACAGACUGAUCAAAGAGCCAAGGUUCAAGUUCAAAAAAAAUGAUGGAGAACCCGAAUAAAGAAAUGUUAGCACAAAACAAGGCAUUGAUGAGUGAUAUAUUGAGUAGAUUGCCUGUGCGUUCUCUGCUUAAAUGCAAGACCGUCAACAAGUUUUGGAAGUCUUUGAUUGAAAAUAAAUACUUUGUUUCAGUACUCCAUUUGGACCGAGCCCCUUAUCUACAUUUCCAACCCGUAAACCAGAAUUCUUACAUAAUCGACUCGUUCUGUGGAUUGGUGUUGAAAAUGAGCAACCAAAAUCCUGUUAACUACUCUAUAGUCAACCCUGCCACCCGCCAAAUACUUGAUUUGCCGGAUCCAAAUCAUGCUAUCCUACGUUCUCCUUAUGUUGAUAAUCAUGCUCCCGCUAUUCAAUUGCUUCCGUUAAUUGCUUUCAAUAGGAAAACACAUGAGUGCAAAUUGCUCUUGGAAUGUAGACGCGUCAACAAUCAAGGUGUCGAAGAACAUGCUUUAGAAACUUUUGAAGUUGGUAAAGAUAUCAAUUGGAGAUCCAUCGGGAGACAGACAGGCUUUUUACAUUUUCCGGAUGUCAUUAAGCUAAUGUAUGUGAGAACCAGCGGAGAAUUGCAUUCAGUUAGAGUAUUAUUAACUGAUGAAGGUAUUGCUCUGUCUGUCCUAUCUAUUAACGCAUGGGAUGACAUGUAUCUGGUUAAUAAUGGUUUGCCUAGAGAUGUCCACUUCAAUUUAUUGAAAGCUUGUUUUAUUGAAUGGGAUGAUUGUUUAGCUAUUGCUGAGAUAAUCGGGCUAGACCUUCACCUCUUAAAAAUGACAAAGUACGAUGGUGGUGACUUGAGAUGGAGUGAGCAGAAAAGGAUUGUUCCAUUGACAUUUCUAAACACAGAACCCUAUUCAAAGGAAAGAGAUCAAAUUUCUCCAGCGAUAUUUCAAUCUACUGUCCUGUGGUUUAACUUUAGAAGGAGAAUGUCGUUUUCUUACGAUGUCAAAGCCAAGAGAAUUAACAAGAUUGAACUUCCACGGCCAAAAAGAGAGCUAUUUGACACAGAUACUAAAUUUCAGCAUUUUCCAAGCCUUGUAAAGUUACAAGGCAUGAGACCAGAUCAAGGGAACUAUCAAUGGUACGAGGAUAGAAUGUAAUACCAAUCACAGACUUGAUAUUUUCUUAUUAUAUUGGAUAGGGGUACUAGCAAAAACAGAAUUUUGAUUCUUUAUUCAAGCACUUGUCUUUUGUAAGUGAAUAAUGUGAAUGUACUUAUGGUGCAUUUCUCUCUCUCCUUAACAAUUUUUCAUAUUCUUGUAGUUUACUAGUUUGGAAGUAGCU